UCGCUCUUGUUGGCGGUGUGCAUGGGUCAGGAGUGUCUGUCAGGGAAGUAUGUAGACUAGAAAGGACUAGAAAGGGCCAAGGGAAACAGGAGGAAGAUAAGGAAAGAUACAGGGCCAAUACAUCAUACGCCAGACUGAGGGCAACUCGGGCAUACAUUCACCAUCCAUUCUAUUUGCGGGAAUACAAAAGCCAGCUGCAGUUUCGAAGGCCAAUCUCUCGUUCACCAGCCUUUUUUUACCCUUCAUUCUUCCGUCCACACCCCACGGCCGCCCUCCUACUACUCUUCCACACUUCAACCCCCAGCUGGAGCGAUCCUCUUUGGACACCAUGCACGUCUUCCAAUCGACCCUUCCGAUCAUUUUCUUGGCCGGUGUUUGCAAGUUUGCAUCCGCAAGGUGUGGCACCGGUGAGGUGGAUGCUUGCGCGACUUACCAGCAAAGAAUUUACCAAGCGCCGCCAGGUAAUUUCGAUUGCCAUAUUACUUCGAGUGAGACCCACUACUGUUGUCCUGCAAACCAGAUGGUGCCGAGCACACCUGAUUAUCCGCUUGGUUACGCGGUCAAAACCUUGAAAUGCUAUAAGAACACGUAUUAGCUUCUAAACAGCACUUUUAAGCUAGCAAGUUUUGCGUCCUCGACUGUUAAUGUGAUGAAUACUUUUAAUUUCCCCCGACUCUGGAUCACAUCCAAUCUGCUCCUUUAAAACACCUGCAGAGCCUGGCUUGAAUACGACGGCAUGGACGGUUUGCUUCUAACUGGUGUCAGCCCGCUUAGGCACAUCUUCGUUGC
This is a messenger RNA of Puccinia graminis f. sp. tritici CRL 75-36-700-3, 789 nucleotides long. RefSeq lists its product as uncharacterized. NCBI's taxonomy places the organism in Eukaryota, Fungi, Basidiomycota, Pucciniomycetes, Pucciniales, Pucciniaceae. Bases 329 to 595 code for a protein of 88 amino acids. The record is from RefSeq and is a predicted model, not a curated record. The transcript has 3 exons.